This is a messenger RNA of Arabis nemorensis, 3660 nucleotides long. Lineage: Eukaryota; Viridiplantae; Streptophyta; Magnoliopsida; Brassicales; Brassicaceae. The record is from the annotation of a GenBank genome assembly.
AUGGGAAACGAUGAGGAUUUGAUUGUAUUGGGUGAUGUAGAAGAAGGUGAAAUCUCCGAUGGUUCAUCAAAGGAAGAGAUGGCGGGAAAAGAUUCCGGUGAAGUUAAGCUGACUACUACUACGACGGUUGGUGGCGGAGAUGCCGAUGGUUAUCCUGGUUAUCGUGGAUACGCGAAUUCGGGUUUGUACAAUUUCGCUUGGGCUCAAGCUGUGCAGAACAAACCUUUGGGAAUGGAUUGUGAUCCAAGAGAGAGUAAGAAGGAGGAAGGUGAUAGGAUUUCUGCUGCUUCUCAUGAGACGGAAACUACUGAAUCAGUUGUCUUGUCUAGUGGUAACAAAGCUGAUGAUGUUCGUGUUCAGAAGGAGAGAGAUUUGGAGAAGAAAGUGAAACUCAUUCGUGGGGUUUUGGAGAGUACUUCGUUGGUUGAAGCACAGACAGCAUUUGAAGGAGUUUGUUCCAGACUUUUUGGGGCUUUGGAAUCUUUGCGAGAGCUGGUUUCAGACUAUGAUGAUUUCCCGAAGAGGGAUACUUUAGUUCAACUGUCAUUUGCUUCUCUUCAGACCAUUAACUCUGUAUGGUUUAACUCAAGAUCUGUUGGCCUGAAGUGCGCUAUUGUGUUUUGCUCGAUGAACAAUAUUUCCAAGGAGGUUAAUAAGGAGACUAUGUCAAGAUUGUUAUCCCUUGUAAAUGACCAUUUUUCCCGGUAUCUCUCAUCCAACCAAAUCAACGAGGUGUGUUCCUUUGGCUCACCUGUUGAAAUAGCAGAAGUCAUAAUCUGUCCCACUAUUCAAAAACCUCAGGAAGCAUGCCUUAGCAUACAGGCCAUUAUUCAGAAUUUAAACCGUUCUGCUAUUGCACUUUCUGCUGGAACCAGCAGUGAGGAGAAUGUUAACCGAAUGACUCAGACAAGUAAUGGUGAUUCGGUUCUUGCCAAAAAGCUGUCUUUAGAAGGUACACAUCGAGGAGCCUUCUAUGUAAGGAGUAGGUUGCCUCUGCUAGACCUUCAUAAGGAUCAUGAUGCGGACAGCCUUCCGUCACCAACAAGGGAAACAACUCCAAAUUUACCCGUAAAUGGUCGACAUACAAUGGUUAAACCAUGUUUUCCAAUUGGUAAAGAGGGCCAAGCGACUGAAGGUGCCAAAGUCUAUCCAUAUGAGAGUGAGGCCUUCAAAGCAGUUUCUACCUACCAGAAAAAAUUUGGUAUUAACUCAACAUUUAAGACAGAUGACCUUCCAAGCCCAACACCAUCAGGAGAACAAAAUGAUGGCAAUGGGGACACUGGUGGAGAGGUUUCCAGUUCUGUCGUUACAAGCUCGAAGCCGGGAACUCUCCUGAUUUAUGGGCAAGACGUUCCUUUGCCCUCUAACUAUAGUUCUAGAAGCGGACCUGUUGGAAUUCCUGUUUCUAGCGCUCUUCCACCACAUCAUAUGUCAUUAAAUGGCAAUUCUGCACCAACUUGUGCUACUCACCCAAAUCUUGCGUCUGAUCAGACAUUAAAACCUUCUGGAAAGAGUAGAGAUCCAAGACUACGGCUUGCGAAACCUGAUUGUGACAUUGCAAAUCCGUACUCUUCCGAUGAUGCUAAAAAUCUUUGUAAAGAAGAGCCUUCUGCAGACUUGGUGAACGCAAGAAAGCAAAAAGCUGCUGACGAACUUCUUAUUGAUGGACCUGCAUGGAAAAGGCAAAAGAGUGAUAAGGAUGCACCAAAGGCAGCUGGAAUUGGUGGCUGGCUAGAGGAUACAGAUUCACCGGGGCUUCAAAUGUCAGAAUUCAAGCCCAAACUAACUGAUAAUGGUGUAACAUCUAUGACAACAAGUGUAAUGCCCACGAGUAAUGUUUCUGUGAGCCAAAAAGUACCGAUGACAGAUUCAACUGAUGCUGGAACAGUAUCUUUGCUUUUGAAGGAUAUUGCAGUAAAUCCUACACUGCUACUGAAUUUCCUUAAUAAAAUGGGAGAAAGGCAAAAGGUAUCUGAAAAAGCUCCUCAGAAGCCCAUGGAUCCGAGAAGAGCAGCACAACUUCCUGGCUCUUCCGUGCCACCAGGGGUAGCUUUACCGCUUAGUAUACCUGCAUCAAGUGCUUUGACUGCUAAUAUUUCAAAGUCAGGAGUGCUUCAGGAUUCUUCCCAAUAUGCCCCCUCAGACGAAUCUGGAAGCAUCCGCAUGAAACCACGUGAUCCUCGCCGAAUCCUGCAUGGAAGUACUCUUCAGAGAACGGAUUCUUCAAUAGAAAAGCAGUCCAAAUUGAAUGACUCCCCCACUUUGGGAACCCUGGCUAUGAAACGUAAGUCAGAAGAGUUAGAAACGCCCUCCCAAGUUGCUCCAUGGCAAAAUAUCAGCCAGAAUGGUACCAGCAAAAUGAAAAUUUCCGGUGAACUUCUCAGCGGAAAGACACUAGAUAUUUCAACACAGUUCACCAAAAAUCUGAAAAAUAUUGCUGAUAUGGUUGUCUUAUCACAACAAGUUUGCAAUCCCCCAGCAACUUCUCAUUCAAAAGAACUUAAGACAGACAAAGACUCUAAACAUAAUCCUUCAAACCUAAACGACCAGGAGGAGGGUGUGUCAAUUUGUGCAGCUGGUCCCACUCGUUCCACGAAUUGUUGGGGAGAUGUGGAACACUUAUUYGAAGGAUAUGAUGACACGCAGAGAGUUGCUAUCCAAAAAGAGAGAGCUCGGAGGUUAGAGGAACAGAAGAAAAUGUUUGCAUCUCAGAAGCUCUCUCUUGUUUUGGAUUUAGACCACACUCUUCUCAAUUCAGCUAAGUUUCAUGAGGUCGAAUCCGCCCACGACUUGAUAUUGAGAAAGAAGGAAGAACAAGAUCGUGAGAAACCAUAUAGACAUCUGUUUCGCUUCUCCCACAUGGGAAUGUGGACUAAAUUGAGACCAGGGAUUUGGAAUUUUUUGGAGAAGGCUAGCAAGCUGUACGAGUUACAUCUUUACACUAUGGGCAACAAAUUGUAUGCUACAGAGAUGGCCAAACUGCUUGAUCCCAAAGGGGUUCUCUUUAGUGGACGAGUCAUAUCAAAAGGAGAUGAUGGAGAUCCUCUUGAUGGAGAUGAACGAGUACCCAAGAGCAAAGAUUUAGAAGGAGUUAUGGGUAUGGAAUCGUCUGUGGUAAUCAUCGACGAUUCUGUCCGAGUGUGGCCUCGUAACAAAAUGAACUUAAUAGUUGUUGAAAGAUAUACUUAUUUCCCUUGCAGUAGACGUCAAUUUGGGCUUCUUGGUCCUUCUCUUCUUGAGGUAGAUCACGAUGAGGUUCCUGAGGAGGGCACAUUGGCAUCUACAUUAGCGGUUAUUGAGAGAAUACAGAAAAAUUUCUUCUCGCACACUUCACUAGAGGAAGCGGAUGUGAGGGCUAUUUUAGCUUCUGAGCAACGAAAGAUUCUGGCUGGUUGUCGGAUUGUAUUUAGCCGGAUAAUCCCAGUGGGUGAAGCCAAACCACAUUUGCACCCCUUGUGGCAAACCGCUGAGCAGUUUGGUGCUGUCUGCACAACUCAGGUGGAUGAACAUGUCACUCAUGUUGUCACCAAUUCUCUUGGAACUGACAAGGUAAAUUGGGCGCUAGCCAAUGGUAGAUUUGUUGUUCAUCAUGGCUGGGUGGAAGCAUCAGCUUUUCUGUAUAGGAGAGCAAACGAGAACGAUUUUCCCAUCAAACCAUAA